Molecule: messenger RNA, 612 nt
Organism: Sitophilus oryzae (rice weevil)
Lineage: Eukaryota; Metazoa; Arthropoda; Insecta; Coleoptera; Curculionidae
Exons: 2
Coding region: 166-612 (148 amino acids)
Source: RefSeq, a predicted model, not a curated record
UAACAGCUUUAAAUGUCUUGAUCUAUCUAUCAGCCGCCAAAGUUUAGCGACAUUAGACGUUGUUGUGGUUUGGACAGGUGAACAUAAAGAAAAAGGGAGAAUAUUCUUUUAUAAGCCUAAUAAAUAAAAUCACUAAUGAAAGGGACAAACUUUUAAUCCCAGAACAUGUUUUUAUCACCAACAAUUUCCAAUCCCCAAGAGUACCUAGAAGAAGCACUUGUGUUCUUGAAAAAGUACCGUUGGAUAUACACCACAAAGAAUACAAGGAUACUUUGCGAUCGUGUUUUAGACAAUAUUCCCAAUGAAUGGAUUGCUUAUUUUGCUACUGCUAAUCACCAAAAUAUCCUAGACAUUUUAUCUAGAGGAACUAAUGAUAGUUUAAGAAUGUUUUUUGAUGAUCUGCAUCAACUAAAACUUAAUAGCGAAGAGUUUAAUAAAACUGAGCCGCCUGUAUUUAGAUACAUAGGAAUUAGCGAUAAGAAAAUGCAUGAAAUAUUUUUGUUAGCUCCUGUAGUAGAUGAAUUGUGCAGAAAGACGAAUUGUGAUUUGGUUGUUGACAUCGGAUCAGGCUCGGUGAGUUUAUUUUUUAGAUAUAGAUUUAUUUUAGAUUAA